AUAAAUGAAAAUUCCAAUGUGCUAAUCUUCAACAACAAAAACUUCAGUGCUGUCCUAAAGGUGAUAACAAAAGAGUAGAUGUUUCACAUGGACAAUUACACCAGUGAUGAAGACAUAGAUGAUGACUUUGAUACUCAGUUCAUCAUUCAUCAGAGUUUACAGGAUGUUCACAAGCCAGGAACUACACAGCAGGCACCUGAGGAUGAGAGCUUCCAUUCCUUUAUGAGCACUGACUGUAAGAAGAUAGUUGAAACAAUACAGACAGGUGAGGAAGAUGCAUUGUCACACUUGACCAAGUACCAUUCUGCUUUUGAUGAAGCAGAUGAGAUAGGCUGGCUUCCUCUGCAUAAGGCUGCAGUGCAGCUAAAUAAGAACAUUUUGGAAAUAACCCUGAAAGCUUCAAAACCCAGUGUGUGGGAGCAAACCACCCAAAAUGGUGAAACACCACUUUUUUUGGCUGUCAGCAAUUACCUCUUAGAAAAUGCCAGUUUUCUUCUUCUCAAUGGCUGCAAUCCAAAUGCCAAGAAUCUUGAAGGCAAUUCUCCUCUUAUUACAGCUGUUCUACAAGACUCCUACGACAUGGCCGCUUUGCUGAUCAGCCAUGGGGCAGAUGUCAAUCUGCGGUGUGCCAAUGAGAGGACAGCUCUCCAUGAAGCAGCCAAACUGGGCAGACAGAACAUGGUGAAGCUAAUGCUGGUGUCUGGGGCACAACCUGACCCACAGAGCUCCUACGGAUUCACUCCUCUUGCUCUUGCUGCCCAAAGUGGGCACACUGAAAUUAUGGAAAUGUUACUUCAGAAAGGAGCUAAUGCUCUUGGUCGGGCCUCUGAUUCUUCUUCCAUCUUACUUGAAGCUGCUAGUGGAGGAAAUCCAGACUCCGUGCUUCUCUUGCUACAGUAUGGAGCUGAUGCCAAUGUCCCUAAGAAUUCAGGCCACCUCCCCAUUCAUGUGGCAGCUGACAGAGGCCACUUGUUGGCUCUGAAGAUUUUGGUUCCAGUUACAGAUUUUGCUGCCAUUAAGCGGAGUGGAAUUAGUCCAGUUCACUGUGCUGCAGCAGGAGCACACCCUGAGUGCCUGGAACUUCUCAUCCAGGCUGGAUUUGAUGUAAAUUUCAUGCUAGAUCAGAGAAUUCGCAAACACUAUGAUGACCAUAGGAAGUCAGCUCUGUAUUUUGCGGUAUCAAAUGGUGACCUCUCUUCAGUUAAGCUGCUUCUGAGUGCUGGAGCCCUGCCUAACCAAGACCCAGUUAACUGCCUCCAGAUAGCUCUAAGGAUGGGCAACUAUGAGCUGAUAAGUCUGCUGUUACGGCAUGGGGCCAACGUAAAUUACUUCUGCAGGGUCAACCCAUUACAUUUCCCAUCAGCACUGCAAUACACACUGAAAGAUGAAGUCAUGCUCAGGAUGCUGUUGAAUUAUGGGUAUGACACAGAACGAUGCUUUGAUUGUCCUCAUGGAGACAGAGUUCAUCAUUGCUAUACUUUUGAGGGCUGGACAUCUACAGUUAUCAAAGAUACUAUGUUCUGUGAAGUAAUAACUUUGUCAUGGCUGCAACAUCUCUCUGGAAAGGUCGUUCGAGUGAUGCUUGAUUAUGUUGAUCAAGUUCGGAUCUGUUCAAAGUUGAAAGCUGUGCUCCAAAAACAGGGGCUCUGGUCAGAAAUCCAUAAUAUCUUGACAAACCCUCGCUCCCUAAAACACUUGUGCCGCCUAAAGAUCCGGAAGUGUAUGGGACGUUUGCAUUUGCGUUGCCCCAUCUUCAUGUCAUUUCUUCCGUUACCCAAUCGUCUAAAAGCGUAUGUCCUUUACCAAGAAUAUGACCUUUAUGGACAAGGAAAUUUUACAGGAACGUGGUAACCAAACUAUUCUGGUUGAAGAGUUUCUUGAGGAAGAGGUUACUACUUACUUCAAACAAUCACAAGUGACUAACAAAUGUGAUUCUGUCAUACGAAAGAUGUUAUGGAUGGCUCGGG
Molecule: messenger RNA, 1967 nt
Organism: Phyllostomus hastatus (greater spear-nosed bat)
Lineage: Eukaryota; Metazoa; Chordata; Mammalia; Chiroptera; Phyllostomidae
Gene: ASB14
Product: ankyrin repeat and SOCS box containing 14
Exons: 11
Coding region: 79-1851 (590 amino acids)
Biological process (GO): intracellular signal transduction
Molecular function (GO): protein binding
Source: RefSeq, a predicted model, not a curated record